Diuraphis noxia (Russian wheat aphid) is the source of this 2512-nucleotide messenger RNA. It is a transcript of the gene TfAP-2, whose product is annotated as transcription factor AP-2. The record is from RefSeq and is a predicted model, not a curated record. Gene Ontology annotation, cellular component: nucleus. Gene Ontology annotation, biological process: regulation of cell population proliferation; anatomical structure development; regulation of transcription by RNA polymerase II. NCBI's taxonomy places the organism in Eukaryota, Metazoa, Arthropoda, Insecta, Hemiptera, Aphididae. Gene Ontology annotation, molecular function: DNA-binding transcription factor activity, RNA polymerase II-specific; RNA polymerase II transcription regulatory region sequence-specific DNA binding.
AUAGUAUGCAGCAUAUCAUGAUACUCAACAAAAUCGCUUCGAUUAUCGAUUGUUAUGCGCAAAUAUAACGUACAUCGAUGUAUCGUUGUGGUUGUACGACGGAGACAGGUAAAACCGCUUCAGGGCCAAACCGUGCACAUAGCUCCGAGCCUUCCGCCGGUGACCACUCUAGUUUUWUUUCUGUUUAUUUUUAUUAUUAUUAUUGAUUUUUUUAUCGUUUCCUUGUACCGUAUCUAUAACCACCACCCAAUCUUUGUGACACGAUCACUAGUGUCAGAAACUACCCUCUCUCCCCAUCACACGUAUCAUUACAUAUACCACCUAUACUAAUAGCUCUACCCCGGACGAYAGCCACGUGACAUAAGUAUAAUGUGACGUCACACUCCGCUAUGAACAUUAAAGACAUACUGGUCAUGGACGGCGACGAAGGUUCCAUGGAUAACCACGGGAGUGACGUCAUCAUCAUCAACAACAAUAACAACAACGACAACUGCAGUGACAACGACAAUGCAAAACGGUGCAAGCGAGAAAUUGUCGAAGACGGAGGGUCGCUGUCUCCGCUGCAGCUGCAGCACCACGACAACGGCGUGUACUUGCGACACCGACACCGAAACGACCGACCAGACGAACCGGAAGAAGAAGACCUGAGGCAAUCAGACGACGAGGAUCGGCUAGCCGGACAUGGUACAGUCGCAUCGAUCGGCAGUGGUGGCGGCGGGGGUAGUGGCGGUGGAGGCGGUGGUGGAGGAGGUGGCGGAGGCUCAUCACCGUUCAGCCCGCACCACCAUCACCACCAUCACCACCACCGGAAUACGACGCCCACCAAUGCCGGUYCCAACAUGGGACACCACCAGGACUUCCAGCCACCGUACUUCCCGCCGCCGUUCCCUCCGGCACACCAUCACCAUCAGCCGUCCGCCGGCAACGCGUCUUCGCCGUCCGCCAUGGACUACAUCAACGACCCGUACUCGCAGACGCUCAACAGCCUGCACCAAAGCGCCCAGGCCGCCGCAGCUGCACACCACUACAAUCAGCUGACCGUGGCCGCGGUGUCCGUAGGCCAAAGGCACGAUGCCCUCCGCCGGUCAGACUCAGACUCCAUACACGUGGGCAACAUGCACCCUUCUUUCCCGUACGAGAGUGGCCGUUCCCGAGGAGGCGAGUACGGUUCCGGCGUCGGUGGAGUUCGAGGCCGAGGCGACGUGCUUGUACAGUCGCAUCCAGGCUUAGAGGACUCGCUGGUCCUGCACAACGCCCUGUCCAGCGUGGUGGAAGAAGCUCAGGAACACAACGUGGACGAUAGCAGUUCGUUUAUGAACGACUUGCCACUACUAAAACGUAUGUCCACUACCCCUUCGGAUGUGUUUUGCAGCGUACCCGGACGUCUAUCGUUGCUCAGCUCUACGUCAAAGUACAAAGUAACCGUCGGUGAAGUCCAACGCAGAUUGUCACCUCCGGAAUGUCUGAACGCUUCUCUAUUGGGUGGCGUGCUCAGAAGAGCAAAAUCCAAAAACGGUGGACGGCUAUUACGCGAAAAACUCGAAAAAAUUGGCCUAAACCUGCCGGCCGGACGAAGAAAGGCCGCAAACGUCACGCUGCUCACGUCGCUCGUCGAAGGCGAAGCGAUACAUUUGGCCCGAGAUUUUGGAUACGUUUGUGAAACAGAAUUCCCGGCCCGACAAGUGGCGGAGUAUCUGAGCAGACCGCACACGAGUGAUCCAACUGAGUCGUACCGGAGAAAAGAGCUUAUACAUGCUACAAAACAAGUGACCAAAGAGCUGAUGGACCUGCUCAACCAAGACCGUUCGCCGCUGUGCAACACCAGGCCGCAGCACAUUCUCGAUCCGAUCAUACAGCGCCCGCUCACUCACUUUUCUCUCAUAUCGCACGGAUUCGGCAGUCCCGCGAUCGUCGCCGCACUCACGGCAAUACAGAACUUCCUCUCGGAAUCUCUGAAACACUUGGACAAGGUGUACCCGUCCGGCAACAGCCUGUCGUCUCAGCAACAGCAACAGAACAACCAGCUGCAGCAACAGGACCAGAAGCCCAAAGACUUGGUCGGACUGGAGCUGAAGAAAUGAGCCUGGUCGAGGCGGGUGCAUCGCGAACCUGCCGGCGGCCCGCAACAGCACCAGCCGCCACCAGUGAACCACCAGAGGCUGCAGCUGCAACAGUCGUACGGCGGCAACCGCGACGGUCGCUGUCAGUGAUGAUGAUCGACGGCUGUCUUGCGCACAACGUAUUAAUCAUAAUAAUAAUAAUGUUAUUAUAUGCCGACAUCGGACUACCGCCGCCGCCACCGCAAUUUUCCAUUUUCUGUUUUUUUUUUUUAGAUCCAAAAUAACGGUUUUUUCUCGGCACGCGCUCGGUCGUUUUAAAUAAUAUUUAAAAACAAAAAUAAAAAUAAAAAAAAAUUGACAAACUUACAAUAUUGUAUAUUAUUAUUAUUAUUAUUAUUAUUAUAUAGUGAUAUUACGAUGUGCAGUAUAAGUUUUAUUAGAAUAUUAUGUUA